Boleophthalmus pectinirostris (great blue-spotted mudskipper) is the source of this 1826-nucleotide messenger RNA. RefSeq names its product histone-lysine N-methyltransferase SETDB1-A-like. NCBI's taxonomy places the organism in Eukaryota, Metazoa, Chordata, Actinopteri, Gobiiformes, Gobiidae. Gene Ontology annotation, biological process: heterochromatin organization; negative regulation of gene expression. The coding region runs from base 237 to 1700 and encodes 487 amino acids. The transcript is spliced from 9 exons. Gene Ontology annotation, molecular function: histone H3K9 methyltransferase activity. The record is from RefSeq and is a predicted model, not a curated record. Gene Ontology annotation, cellular component: nucleus.
UAUAUAAGGUAGACUUUACAAUAAGCUUCGUAGCAGGGGCAAAGCUAACGUUCAGCUAACGUUAACUAGCUUUAGCAUACUCGGGGUAAACCAUAGAACUAUAAUAUUCAUGUGGUAAACAAAAGGUAAAGCCAUGAUAUUUGAAACAUAGUUUAAUAACGGCACUGUUAAAUGCUGAUUAUGAGCUGGUAAAGCGGUUUAAUCUCUGAUCACCUGUUUUCAGAACUGUGUGAACCAUGGAGGGCGAUGAGAUGGAGAUGACCUGGGAGGAGUUGCAGAAGUUUAUUAGGGACAGUGUGAAUCGCAGGCUGCUUCAGACUCCAGAAGUGAUGAGCAAACAGAGUCAGCUCCUCAACCUGUGGGAUAGAAAGGAGAAACUCUACACGGAUCUUUACAAGCUCUUUGAAUCUGUUUCAAAAUGUGAAGUCACUGUCAGGCAGCUGUAUGCAAAGAUAGGGUGGGAAUAUAAAGAUUUAAACACAGAAGACUGCAAUGCUAGUGCCUCAAAUUGUGGAGCUACAUUUCACAACAUUGAUGUGGGACCUGCUUCUCCUGCUUCAAGUGGUUUUACUGCUACUUGUUUAAAAGAAGAGCAGGAAGAAAUUAAAACUGAAAAAUGUAAAAAGCCAGAGCCGAGGAAAGAGCUGAUGGUGCUACUGGAAAAGCUUCCCAUGAACCUCAGACCUCAACGAUCCACCUGUCGAAAAUUCCCAAAAGUGUACAGUGACAAUGAACUCUCAAACUCCGACUCUGAAUAUCACCCAAGUCUAACCUCCAGUGAUUCAGAUUCAGACUUUUCAAUAUCAAGUCAAAAAAGUGAUAAACACAAAAAGAAGAAAUUCCAAAAAGAUGAAAAAUUUGCCAAAAAAACACCACCGCAGCAAGCAACGCCAAUGCAACAAAACACCACCGUCAUAACUGCCACUUCUGUCCAACCAGCCAGUAGUAACAACACUAACAUAACUAAUGGUACACUUAAGAAUACACCAAGUGGGAUAACACAAGUGAAAACAGAAAAGAAGCUAUCUACAGUCACCGAAACAAUUAAAGCAGCAAAUCACCUUCCUACUGUGCUUGAAGAAGUUUGUGUGGGAAUGCAGGUGGUGGCAAGAAGGAAGCGAAUGACAUGGGAGCGUGGGAACGUGACUGACAUUGUUGAAAAAGAGGAUGGUACAAAAAAAUACAAGGUUAUUUUUGAGGACAAAGGGAAGGUGUUGGUAUCGGGUCAUCAUAUUGCCUACGAUGCAGUGCCAAAACUGCCGCACCUGUCUGUGGGUGCACGAGUGCUGUCUAAAUGUAAAUCGGAACACACUUUCUUCUCCCCGGGUAUCUUGGCAGAGCUUCCAUCAAGAAAAAAUCACAUGAGGUUUCUAAUAUUUUUUGAUGAUCACCGGGCAAUCUAUGUUUCCUUACCUGUUAUUCGUAUAAUCUACAAACCAUUGUCUACCCCACUGGAUGACAUUCGAGAUGAAGCACAUAAAAAUUUCAUGAAAGAAUACCUGGAGAGGAUGCCAUUCCCGCCACAGACACAGUUCAGAAUUGAACAGUGUAUUAAGGUGCAGUGUGAUGGAGUCAUGGAACCUUGCACUGUUUUGCAGAUUGACAGCAGCUUGAUGGAGGUUGUUUUUACAAAAGAUAACCAUAAGGAAUGGAUAUAUCGAGGCUCUAAGCGAUUGGAACAUAUGACAGCUUCAAAAUAAAAUUCAAACAAUUGAUUUUAUUCUUCUUUUAUGUUUUGUCUUUGUGUUUAUAAAAAUUCUGUAUUCUGUAUAACCUGAAUAUUGCGUCUAAACUUUAUUUUAAUAAAAUUUUAUUACACACCUCUA